UGACAUAAUAAUCCUUAGUAAACGUGAUCAAUAUCUCCUAAUUUUGAUAUCAGGGAUUCAACGGUUUGCUAUAAAUACAUUGUUCUCUCUACUUUUGGCCUGGCGCCGUAUAAUUUUGUGGGAUACAAUUCAAGAUGGAGGGACGUCCAAUUUCGGAUCUUAAGGUUGCCGAGCUUCGCAAGGAGUUGGAGAAGCGCAACAAAGAUAAAACCGGUGUUAAACAGGUUUUGCUGGAUCGUCUUAAAGAGACUUUAGAAAAGGAUGGUCACGAUCCUCAAACCUAUCGUUUCAGAGAUGAUGAUAGUGUUAAAACUGACCUAGAGAUAUCGGAUCAUUCGCCUGUAAAUGGUGAUGGACUGGGAUCUGGUAAGUUGUUUCCGUUCAUAUACGUUUGUAUGCCCAUCAAAAACCAUUUUGUUUCACUUUCAUUUCAAAGUAAUGGGUUAGGAGUAGGAUGCUUUUAGUUGCUUAAUCCAGCCGACAAUGUUUUGGAUGUGUUGAGCUGAUAAUUUAUACGUAAAUGGAACCUGCGAUAAUACAUUUGACUCGUCAUUUUGAGUCACCAUGUGCAAUGCAAGUACAGCUGUAGCGAACACUUAGUUUCGACGCUCAUGGACUCGAGCCGCUGCUUGAUCAAUUAAGCGGAUUGUCACCCUGUAAUCUUCAUGCCAUGCGCGUUCAAUAGAUCUGUCAUACUACCUGAAAAAGCCGCACCCUGUGUGCGAAGUCGUAAAUUUCGGAUCAUUACUAUUAGCGAGUUGGUCUACCCUCUAUUCAAUUGUAAACGGAAAUCUGAAGCCGUAUUUGAUCUAAACAUCCAGGAUUCUUGUUAACAAACCCGCCAAAUAAAAGAAACAGUAGAGAACUAUAUUUUAUGCUGUUAUGGUAGGAUGUGUUGCAAAUAAAUGGUUUCUUGUUUGGUUUAUACCGUUACCACCCAGAAAAUCCAAUAUUGUUCGCAUUCAUCACCGCUGUUGCGCAGUUACUUUGGAUUGUGCGAGCUGUAAUAGGUCGGCAUGUAUGUUAUUUCUCCGAUUUACAUUACAUUUUGGGGUUAACGACUAUGAUUAAGUCAGGAUUGUACAUUAGUAUGCUCAUAGUCAAGUCACCGUAGAUUUUAAUGUCCCCUGUCUUUUGUCUGGUGACAACUACUGAUUCUCCAACUAGUAAAAGCAUCGACCCUAUGCUAAUCAAACUAAUGGUAAUAACUUUCUACUCUUAUUCUAUUGAAAGAGAAAGUUGGACCCAUCACGAAAAGACGAAGUCCGUCAGAUGACGUAUUGAGUGAUGAAUAUAUUAUCAGUGAACAUCCAUUGCAGAAAAAAAUUACAGAGGAAACUGUCCCAUACGUUGUUCAAGUGGGUGAGCAAGAGGAAGAUUUAGAUUAUGAUUUGAAAUAUGGGAACAAUGACGUAUCCGAAGUCGCAGGCGAUAGCAAAGAUACCCAAGUCAAAGAUGAAGAACUUGACAAACAUGAAAAUAAACCAGAAAGGUUCGUAAAUGUCUGUCGAAUGAUAUGAUUAUAUUUAUCCGCUUCUGACACAAGCUGUUUCUUUUUUUAGUUCAGUUACUACCCACCAGAUUAGUGGUAUGUUCCAUUUGGUUAAGUUACACUUUACGUGUCAGAAAGCUGUAGAAAUUUGUGGAUAAGUAACUUACCGAAAUUGGUGAAGGCUGCAGAUUUAAAGCAACAUUUUAGCAAGGCGGGGAAGGUAGUAUCAGCUACUGUGGUUAUGAGCACCCGCACACCUGGAGGUUGCUUUGGAUUUAUACAGAUGGCUUCUGCUGAAGAGGCAGCUUCUGCUGCUAGAGCCUAUGAUUUAACAGAGUUUGGAGGAUGCAUACUGCGGGUUGAAGCUACAGAGAGAAAAGCACCAAUUCAAUCAAACAAAGCAAAUGAUCGAGUAGCUGGAUUAAACAAAUUAAAAACUAGUAUGCCUGAUUCUCGACGGACGGUAUCCAGACCGUUGGUAUCUCGAAGACGUUAUAUUGCCAACAGACAGCGAUUGUUGCGUCGUGCUGCCAUUAGAACUGCUAUUUUGAGGGAACAACGGAAAAGGUCCGAAUAUUUAUCCGCCAAUAAUCGUCCACAUUCCAUUAAGAAAACUCCUAUCAGAAGACCUUUAUACCAGUUUACUAGACCAAAUUAUAGAAUGUCAAAGGAUAGUUUGGUGAGUAUGCUACAAAAUAAUACUAUUUUUGGAGCGAUCAGUCUCGUAGUUGCAUUUUGAACUCGUACUGUGCAGUAUGUUAUGAUAUCUAAUCACGGUUUGCUAAUCAUAAGGAUGUCACGUGGUUUCGUGAAGUUGCUUUUCGUGUGAAUUUACGAUUAGAUUUUCUUUGGAGACGGGAGCUUUUCGAAGCCUUAACACAGGCGCUUUAAUGGAUAGUUCACAUGUCCCUGUGAAGAACGAAACCUUGUUGCAGAGGUAAAGUACUUUUACCAAUUUAGUUCUUGUGUCGUCAUAUGUAAGUAUCAGAGUUAUCAUAUUUGGAAAAUGGCAUGUAAUAAUCCCCAAAUUUACAAAAGACCAACUGCACAUUUAUCAAAGUACAGCAAGAAUUUUGAGUUAUUAUUCGACCCUAUAUGUUGGAGAGAAAUUCAACAAUUUAAAUCAAUUCCUCGGAAAAGCAUUGGAAGCAACUGUGCGAAGUUUCUGAUGUGUAUUUCAUAAACAAAUCCCAAGAAUCUGAAUUAAAUGAAUUCUGUUCGGUUUUUAAUUUCAAAAAGUGCUGAAGUAUUCGUCGGAUUUGAUUAGUUCCAAUUACUUAUCUCAUCGUUUAUGAAUGUUUUUGAUCUAUACGUUUUUAUAGCGUUCACGAGGCGGUCUGGCCCUUGCAUCUAAACAUAAAAGUAUUUCACAGCGACAAAGCUCUUCACGGAUCAACACCAAUCAUGGAACGCAGUCGCUGUUACAAAGAAGAUUAAAUUAUACUGUCAAUCGAAGGCUGCGUGAGCCAAUUCGUAUUCACAAAAGUGCCAGUGUUUCACAUCGAUCGUCCAAAUCAUUUUUGCCUAGAGUACACAGAAGUUCAAAUAUAUGUCCAGAAAACCAUCGAAGCUGUCUUUCUCCACCUUCCCGUUUAAUCCCCUUGAAUACACUUACUUCAAAACGGAACCCAAUCUUUCGUACUAAUCGUCCUGUAGAAAGAGAUAUACGUGAACCCUAUCGCCCUGUUUUGCCAGAACGAAAGUAUCAUCCUCAGUCACCUGGUCGAUCACAUGAAUCAAGUCGGUAUGCACGAAACACUCAAUCAUCAGUCUAUACAGGAAGAAACACUGCUAAAUCAGUAUACGAUAGUCGUUCUCGUCAAAGUCACUUGAUGACUCGUUCUGAACCGCGCUAUACGAAUUACAGCAAUUUUGAUAGUCGAAAAAUGGCCGUAGCCUCUCGUACAGAUAUGUAUUCUGAAGAACGUUAUCGAACUCACGAUAGUCAUCUAUCUGAAGUACGCAGAAGUCAAUUAAGGUCAAACCCCCCUACUUCACGAAUGAGAGUUGAGGAGAGUAAACGAGAGUACCGUGCAGUUAGUAGAAGCCCACCAAGGUCAAGAGAUUCUACAAUGAUGCGCCCGUACCCAGUUUCUCUCAAUUUCAAUCGCCAUCGCACGGAAACCAGUCAUCGUGGCCGCAGUCCACUGAUGUUACAGUCUACACCACACAGGCCCGAAAUCGUGGAGUAUGAACACCGUUCAGAGCCAAGAACGAAUUGGCAAACUGAAAGACGUUCCAAAGUUUUCUCAUCUCCAUCACAGUCGUGGAGGCCGGCAAACAAUGCAUUUUUCCUAUCUCCUACAUAUGAAAAUCGAAAUACAGGUCGCCGAUACCAAUAACACUUAUUGCUUAUUAUAUGUAUAUGAAUAUGUUAUAUUCAAAUUUGACAAGCAAUUCUCUACUUAUAUCAAUUACAUUUAGCAAGUGUAUUAAUUGUGCGAAAAUUUUUAUCCAUGAAGGUUGUCGAUCUGCAUUCAUUCAUAUAAAGCAUUUUCUUUAGAAAUGUUUUAACUUUGAUCCUUCACACCGUAAUUGAGCUAUUUAUUAAUCUACUAUCCCAAUCUAGUUAUACGAUGCCCGAUGGUAUUUAAAUGAUUUAAAAAUUAUUAAGCAAAAUCAUAUUUGUAGAAAACUCGAUGAAAUAAGCCUUAAAAAACUGGUCACAAAUAAACGUCUGAACCGAGUAUAAUCAACUGACAACAUCCUAUUGCACAAAAAAAUUACAGAUAAAUAUCAACCAUUCAAUCCGAAAGAAUACGUAAAACCUGGAAAAAUUCUACAUCACUAAAUUUUGUUGGCACCGUGGUGGUUUAGUGUCUGCGAAGUGAUGUGUUCUCAUUGGAGCUAGGAAUGCAUUGUGAUGGUUAAUAAUGAGUGUUUGGAGUAUGUAUGCACUUGAGUGUGUGUUGGUAAUUGUGAGAUUUUGUGGGAAGGUGGGUGGAUGAGUGAAUUGAUAAGGCGGGACAGCGAUAUACUGGUGUGCGUGAAAGUUUGUCUUUAUUUACAAACAAACCAAUAAGUAAUAUUGGUGAUGUGAUUGCGAUUAGUGUAGUUAGAGUUUCGAUUGUUAAAUGAGGUGUGGAUGUUUACAUGUUUGUCAGUGUAUCGGAUGGUGUUGUUGUUGGUGUUUGAGUAAGAACCCUUGUUGAUCCGUCCUGGAGAUGUCUAGUUUUCAGGAAGCCAACGACGAAGGGGAAAUGUUUUCUGGUCUCUUCGGUGAACCAGGAUUGUACUGGUUCUUACUUAGCACCAGGUAGAUGUGUUUAGUGUGAGUGUGACGAAUGAUGUCUAGUAUUGGUUUGUGUUGGGACGUGUGUUGAACUGUGUUGAUUGUCUAUAGCUUAGGGAUGACUUGUACUGUGAUGUUGGUCGUAUGUCUGUUGAUGAUCAGGUGGUUUUGUGUGUGUGUGUGUGUGUGUGGUGUAGUUGUUGUUAUUGAUCUGUUUGCCUGUUUGUGUUUGUAUGGUAGGGAAUAGUGUUGUUGGUUUUGUUGAUUUUGAAUAUGGUUGGACUGGGAUCAUUGGGUUGGGGUGUUUGUUUGUUUGUUAGUGUAGUUGACGACUCAUUUAUUCUGUGUUUGUAACUUUCAGUGUUUCACUUUGUUUGUCAAUGGUAUUGAUUAUUCUAUUGGCGUGUUUGUGUGUUGUGUGUGUGGUGGUGGUGGUGGUGGUGGUGGUGGGGUGUGUAGUUUGGUUAUAUUUGUGAGUGAUUGUGGGAGGUAUUUCUGAGAUGUGUUCUGUUGAGCGUGAGGCGUGCUGAUGAGCUUGUUGACAUGCUGAGGGAAUUAGGUGAGUGAUUGUAGUGAGAUGUGUGAUUUUCGUUCGAGCUGUUCGAGCUGGAUUGAUUGAUGAUGUAUAGUGUGUUGUUCAGCUGGGAGACAGACGGUGUGUGUGGUGAUAGUGUAAGUGUGCGUGUAGAACGUUAAUGAGUAAAUUAGUUUAGUGUUGAAUUUGUGUGGUUUGAUGUGGGGUUACGGUUUGUGGUAAUCUCUGAGUAAUGAAAAUUCUGUUCAUAGUUUGUUGUAAUGUGUGUUGAUGGUUUGACGGUAGUGGUGUGUGUGUUUUGUGAGAGUUUAUAUUUGAAUGAAGUGAAGUAUUUCAGUAAAUUUUGUUGGCACCGUUGUGGUUUAGUGUCUGAGAAGUGAUGUGUUCUCAUUGGAGCUAGGAAUGCAUUGUGAUGGUUAAUAAUGAGUGUUUGGAGUAUGUAUGCACUUGAGUGUGUGUUGGUAAUUGUGAGAUUUUGUGGGAAGGUGGGUGGAUGAGUGAAUUGAUAAGGCGGGACAGCGAUAUACUGGUGUGCGUGAAAGUUUGUCUUUAUUUACAAACAAACCAAUAAGUAAUAUUGGUGAUGUGAUUGCGAUUAGUGUAGUUAGAGUUUCGAUUGUUAAAUGAGGUGUGGAUGUUUACAUGUUUGUCAGUGUAUCGGAUGGUGUUGUUGUUGGUGUUUGAGUAAGAACCCUUGUUGAUCCGUCCUGGAGAUGUCUAGUUUUCAGGAAGCCAACGACGAAGGGGAAAUGUUUUCUGGUCUCUUCGGUGAACCAGGAUUGUACUGGUUCUUACUUAGCACCAGGUAGAUGUGUUUAGUGUGAGUGUGACGAAUGAUGUCUAGUAUUGGUUUGUGUUGGGACGUGUGUUGAACUGUGUUGAUUGUUUAUAGCUUA
This is a messenger RNA of Schistosoma haematobium, 6155 nucleotides long. RefSeq lists its product as uncharacterized. Lineage: Eukaryota; Metazoa; Platyhelminthes; Trematoda; Strigeidida; Schistosomatidae. The transcript is spliced from 8 exons. Gene Ontology annotation, biological process: regulation of mRNA processing; regulation of transcription by RNA polymerase II. Gene Ontology annotation, molecular function: sequence-specific DNA binding; RNA binding. The coding region runs from base 3325 to 3834 and encodes 169 amino acids. The record is from RefSeq and is a predicted model, not a curated record. Gene Ontology annotation, cellular component: nucleus.